Molecule: messenger RNA, 2136 nt
Organism: Juglans regia (Persian walnut)
Lineage: Eukaryota; Viridiplantae; Streptophyta; Magnoliopsida; Fagales; Juglandaceae
Product: serine/threonine-protein kinase AtPK2/AtPK19-like
Exons: 7
Coding region: 369-1841 (490 amino acids)
Biological process (GO): protein phosphorylation
Molecular function (GO): ATP binding; protein serine/threonine kinase activity
Source: RefSeq, a predicted model, not a curated record
UUUCGUUUAAAACCACAAGGAAAACGCACCAAAAAACGGAAACCCCAUCUCUACAGUCCUGCCCUUCCGCCCCUCUCCUCUGCAACCUUCCAGAUUUGACUACUUGAUCUUCAUGAAUUCAAGAAUUACUGAGACAUCAGUGGUUUCCUGUAAAUCGGGAAACAAGAACAUCCUUUUCUUCUGGAUUCUGUUUUGCUUGCUGCCAAAAUUUUUGGGAACUCCUUUUGCAUUCAGGAACUACCUGUUAAUCAAGGCUAUUGAUAGGCGUUCUUCUGCAGUGCGAAUCUUAAGGACUUCUGGAGAGAUCAAUCUGUAGUGGCUAGUGAUUUCGGCAUCUGUUCUUCUCAUCCCUCCUCAUACUUGUUAACAUGGUGUCAUCUCAAUUACCUGGUUUUACCAAGACCCGCAUUUGCAAACCAUUGCAAACCCAAUUACUUUUUCCUGUGAACCCCACAGAUGCUGCAGUUACGGAUCAUGUUGAGCUGGAUUUCUCUGAUGUGUUUGGUCCUCUACCAGUUCAGUCUUCAAUGGAAACAAAUUGCUGUGAUUCUGGUAACUCCAUUUCUGCAGAAGAUGCGAAUGAGCUAAUUUAUGAUGAUCCGGUUGUCAUUUACAGCCGAUCACAUUCUCUAGUUGGCCCUUCUUGUAUCAGUCAAUCGUUGAAGCUCAGCAAGCUCACCAUUCAUGAGUCAGAGGAUUUGGUGCAACUAGCGGAGUGUGUCGAAGGAGAAACGAUUAAAGAAGUUCAGAAACCUGCCAUUGAGGAUGGAAAAAUUGAGAAAUGUUUUAAAGAUGUUGAUGGAAAUUUCAUGAAGGUUGAGAGUGUAGGCAUUGAUGAUUUUGAGAUCUUGAAGGUUGUUGGGCAGGGUGCAUUUGCAAAAGUAUAUCAGGUGAGGAAAAAGGGUAGUUUAGAAAUAUAUGCAAUGAAGGUCAUGCGGAAGGACAAGAUUGUGGAGAAGAAUCAUGCAGAAUACAUGAAAGCUGAGAGGGAUAUUUUGACAAAUGUAGAUCAUCCCUUCAUUGUCCAGCUCAGAUACUCAUUCCAAACAAAAUAUAGAUUAUAUCUUGUGCUGGAUUUUGUAAAUGGGGGUCACCUUUUCUUUCAGCUCUAUCACCAUGGCCUUUUCAGGGAAGAUCUUGCCCGCUUAUAUGCUGCUGAGAUUGUAUCUGCGGUUUCUCACCUCCAUGCAAAUGGAAUAAUGCACAGAGAUCUUAAACCUGAAAAUAUUCUACUGGAUGCAGAUGGCCAUGCAAUGUUGACUGAUUUUGGACUGGCGAAGAAAUUUGACGAAAAUACGAGGUCUAACUCCAUGUGUGGAACUCUAGAAUACAUGUCACCUGAAAUUGUUCUUGGAAAGGGGCAUGAUAAGGCAGCAGACUGGUGGAGCGUGGGAGUCCUAUUAUUUGAGAUGCUAACUGGCAAGCCUCCUUUUACUGGGAACCGAGAGAAAAUUCAGCAAAAGAUAGUAAAGGAAAAGAUCAAGCUUCCAGCGUUCUUGACAAGUGAUGCACAUUCUCUGUUAAAAGGGCUGCUACAGAAAGAAGCAGGCAAGCGCCUUGGUUGUGGACCUACUGGGAGCGAGGAAAUUAAGCGUCAUAAGUGGUUCAAGCCAAUCAAUUGGAAGAAACUGGAGACCCGACAAAUCCAGCCAAGUUUUCGUCCUGAAGUUGCCGGGAAGCACUGCAUAGCUAACUUUGAGAAGCGCUGGACGGACAUGCCAGUUGUGGAUUCACCAGCUGCUAGUCCAAAUGCUGGUGGAAACCCUUUCAUGGGCUUCAGUUAUGUGAGGCCUGCAGCUUAUUUUCUUCAGAAGGAUAGCUCCUCCACCACCUUCCACUAGAUGCUCUACAUACAUCUGCCGGGAAUUUCCUUAUUUUGGGUGUCGACACACGUGUCAUUUGUUCUACAUGGAAUUCUUACUUUUGGAUUGGGAAACCUUAUAUGGUCUGCAAUUACUUGUUCUGUGUCACUAAAGCUAGUAUGCUAAACAAUUGGUCGUCCGCUAUUUUCUUUGGUUAAUUUUGAAGUUGAACUGUGAGGCUCUGUUUAUUUAUACCCUGGAAAUGGUUUUCACUGCUGAACACAAAUAUAUAUGAUAUGAUGAGUGUGGAACCUGUAUCAACCAAUCUUAAUUA